AUUUCCGGCAGAACUUUUAAAGGCAGUCCUAGAGGACUUGGAGCCGAAUCCCUUCAGAGAGCCUUGCUUGGCUCGGCUACGGUGUGCGCUGGGCCAGGAUGCGGAGCGGGUUUCUGAGCGGUGCCCGACGCCUGUGGGCCUUCCGCGGCCUCAGCCGCACUACGCCGCCGCCCGAGGAGCUCUUUGCCCGCGAAGGGCCCCUACGGGCCUUCCUGGAGCGCCGUGCAGGCUCGGAGACCGGGGGUCUGGACGCCGGGGGACCUCAGCUGGCAGCGGCAGCCCGGCUGCUCAGCGAGAAGGAGCGGGAGUUGCGGGACACCGAAUCCUUGCUGCAGGAUGAGAAUGAAGAUUUAAAGAAACUUGCAGAGAGUGAAAUAGCUUUGUGUCAAAAAGAAAUAACUCAGCUGAAGCAUCAGAUCAUCUCCCUUUUGGUUCCUUCAGAAGAAACAGACGAGAGUGACUUGAUCCUGGAGGUGACUGCGGGUGUGGGUGGUCAGGAAGCCAUGCUUUUCACUUCCGAGAUGUUUGACAUGUACCAGCAGUACGCUGCCUUUAAAAGAUGGCAUUUUGAAACGUUGGACUAUUUCCCAAGUGAACUAGGUGGCCUUAGGCAUGCGACAGCCAGCAUUGGAGGUCCAGAAGCCUAUAAACACAUGAAAUUUGAAGGAGGGGUGCACAGAGUACAAAGAGUGCCAAAGACGGAGAAGCAAGGCCGCAUCCACACCAGCACCAUGACAGUGGCAAUUUUGCCCCAGCCUGCUGAGAUUAAACUGGUGAUUAAUCCUAAAGAUUUGAGAAUUGAUACUAAGAGAGCAAGUGGAGCUGGAGGUCAGCAUGUAAAUACUACAGACAGUGCUGUUCGAAUAGUUCAUCUUCCUACAGGCAUUGUUUCUGAAUGCCAGCAAGAGAGAUCUCAACUGAAGAACAGGGAGCUGGCUAUGAAGAAGUUACGGGCAAGGCUCUACAGCAUGCAUCUAGAGGAAGAAACUACCAAAAGAUACAACGCUAGAAAGAUCCAGGUAAAAAUGGAUUUAAGAAACCCAAAGAUAAAAUAUGUAUGGGUAGUGUAGUUUUUAUGUUACUACUGUUCUUGUUUUCAUUAUAAGGGCAGUACCCAUGUACAGUCUCAUCCUGUUUUCUAUAGUCAAGCGUAUUUUUCUCAGAUCUGUCAAAGUGUACCAAGUCCUACUCAGCUUUUAAUCCUUUGAACCUAUGGAAGCAAGAAUAAUGGGAGUAUGAACCUACUGCUUUGUAUUUCAUUUUAUGCCAUAUACAACCUUUCCAUGACUUCUUUAGUAUGACCACACAUCCAUCAUCUUUUCACCACUCCAGGAUGACACAAACUCCCAGAGAUUACAUAUAAAUGUACACAUAAAUAUGCUGCUUCUACCGUUUAAAUAUCAGCCACAUGCCAGACUCCAUCGUUAUGUAAUCAGUAUUUUGCUGGUGGGAAAUUAAAGUUUCGGCGAAGCCAUAGAGCAUUGAAGGAGCAGAGGCAGGACUUAGAUACGGUGUCUGAUUUUAAAGUCUACCUUCUUUUCUCUGUACCAUUCCACCAUGUCAUCUAGGGAGUCAGGGACUUACACUUGGUUCUUGGAAUGCUGUAGGCCUCCUGGAUCCUAAUGCAUCUCAUGUCUCC
This is a messenger RNA of Peromyscus leucopus (white-footed mouse), 1639 nucleotides long. RefSeq names its product mitochondrial translational release factor 1 like (gene Mtrf1l). Lineage: Eukaryota; Metazoa; Chordata; Mammalia; Rodentia; Cricetidae. The record is from RefSeq and is a predicted model, not a curated record. Gene Ontology annotation, biological process: translational termination. The coding region runs from base 99 to 1070 and encodes 323 amino acids. The transcript has 7 exons. Gene Ontology annotation, molecular function: translation release factor activity.